Didymodactylos carnosus is the source of this 1260-nucleotide messenger RNA. Lineage: Eukaryota; Metazoa; Rotifera; Eurotatoria; Philodinida; Philodinidae. The record is from the annotation of a GenBank genome assembly.
AUGGAUAAUAACAUUUUUAGUUUUAAUUCCCCAUUAUUCUCGUCUACUACACAUCCUCAUUAUUCUACAUCAAAAUCAUCAGUAAAAAUUCAUGAAGAUAAUAGUUUAUCAUAUUUAACGAAUGAUAAUAACAUUCGCAACGAUAAAGACGAUCAAACUGCCUGGCUUGAAAACAUUUUAAAAUCAUCGCCAUUAUCAUCAUCCAUCGACAUAGAACAAAAUGAUGAUAAAUUUUGUGCACAGUUUUCCAGUGAACACAAUGUACAUGUGAAUGAUUUUUCUGAUAUAUAUUCCAGUGAUAAUCGUUUCUCAGAAGAGAAUACCAAUAUGUCUGAUCACAACAUGAACACGACCGAGUUUCACCAUUCGAAUCUACUUCAUGAAAUCAAUUUAAUAUCACCAGACAAUCAAGUACACGACUUUAAACUCGAUUCCGAUCGAGAAUUAAUUAAAAAGUCAAAAAAAAAAAAGUAUCAUAAUAAACUGCCUGACCAUGCCACAAAUUUAAUGUUGAAAUGGUGGAAUGAGCAUAUUUCUCAUCCUUAUCCUAAUGAUCACGAAAAAGAAUUCUUUUCAUUGAAUGGCCAAAUUACAGAUUUACAAGUUCGACAAUGGUUUGCUAAUCGACGUAGUCGCUUAGCAAAUAAAAAUAAAAAAAAUAAACAAUCAUUACCAUCACAAUUGUUAACCUUUCCACCAACAUCCUAUAGUGUUAAAUAUCCAACCGGCGAUUUAUAUUUGUUAAAAAACACUCAUUCAAAAGAUAAACAAAACCACAUAAAUAAUAAUGGAAUAAAAUAUUCAUCAGAAUUAACUAAACUACAUCAGCAACAACAAUUACUAUCACCAAUUCAUAUCCAUCACAUGCAACAAAAAUCAUCCAUCGAUAAUUGCUACACAGUUCAAAAUUUAUUACUUGAUAAAUCAUAUCAACCUAUUUGUAACUGUUAUGCAUUAAAUCAACAUCAACAUCAACAACAACAACAACAACGUUGUUUUGAUUUAUCUCCAAUUACGGCAAGACUACCAGACAUAUUAACGCGUAAUGAUUUGGAUUUUAAUCAAUAUGAACCGCCAGACUGUUAUCCAUAUCCAAAAACCAAUAAUAAUUAUUGUCCAAUACCAGCAACACCAAUCUCUCCAUCACCAACAUUCAAUAUAAAUAUAAACAAUGAAUCUCUUAAACAACUUAUUAUCGAAAACCUUACUAAAAUUUUAUGUGAAAAUAAUAUUUGUAAAAAUCAUGAGGUACAAUUGUGA